AUGGCGAAAUCCAGUAGUUGGGAUAUCCCAGAGUCCAGUGCAUCACCUCUUUAUAUUCCUCCACCUCGUGAGGAGACUGAUGAUGAAGGAUGCCAUGAGUUAUUGUCUGGCCAUUUGACACCAAGAUCACAUGUUUUGUCUGGACAAAGACAUGCAUUGUUGAUGCGUCGUAACACGAUGUUUGAGUGUCGCAUUGGUUCGAACACAAAGUCAUCUAAGAAAGAUGGUGACUACAUGUCUGAAGACCGAGUAAAUACUAACACGCCCUUGCCUCAAUCAUCCAUGAACAACAAUGAAAAGGUAGGACCAUACAUUCAGGCUCCAUCAACCACACCAAUGGCACCACUGUUUGAUGAUUAUGAAUGCAUGACUAAAGAACACCUAACUGACAACAGUGAUGAUGACGAGGGAGGUAUAUUUGAAGAGGACGAGGAAGAGGAUGAGGGAUACAUGUUUGUCGGGCAAGAUGAGGAAGAUGAUGACAAUAUCCAAGACAAUGACCUUGAGGAAGAUAUGACUUCUAUCCCUGAAGUACCUGACCAAUAUGAUGAGGUGUAUAGUAACAUGCCUACUGAUACCCAUAUGCUAAAACCUGUCACAAAUUGCAACCACUGCGAUGCAAAAAGGUUUGAGCAUGAAUCACCUGGGUUCUGUUGUCGCAGCGGAAAGGUUGAGCUCAAUGAUCCGAACGUACCUGAUGAGCUUAUGAGGCUUUGGUCAAGUAACGAUGCAGAUGCUAGGCACUUUCAUAAUAGCAUUAGAUUUUUCAAUGGCCAUUUCUCUUUCACUUCUCUAUAUUGUCGCCUCGAUAGUGCUACUGCAAGCAUGAAAAAUAGUGGCAUAUACACCUUCCGUGCACACGGACAGAUCUAUCACAACAUAAGGUCAUUUGGUAGAGAAGAUGGUAAGGAGCCAAGACAUCUUGAGCUUUACUUCUACGAUGAUGAUCCAAACCUUGAGCAUCGCUAUCGACGAUGUCGUGAAGAGAAGUGCCAAAAAGAUAAGGAAGUUAUUGAGAGGCUGGUGGCCAUCCUUCGUGACAAUCCAUACUCACAACAUCUUAGAAGUGUGGGCCAGGCUGAAGACCUCGAGGACUACCAUGUCAUGCUAAACCUUGACCAGAGGCUGGACCAGAGAACAUACAAUGUGCCAUCAACUUCAGAGGUGGCUGCUGUUUGGAUUGAGGGAAGCGAACUCCUUGACUCCCCUGGUAGAUUAUGUGUGUCUGUGCGUGACUACUACUGCUACAAGUUUCAGAUGCGCCCAGGAAUAUUUAAUCCCAUACUGUAUGGUAGGCGUCUAUUCCAGCAGUUUGCAGUUGACACGUACAUCAAGAUCGAGAGUUCUCGAUUAGAUUAUAUACGAAACCAUCAAGAUGAUAUUAGAGCAGACCUCUACCAAGGAUUGGUUGAUAGCCUACAUGCUGGUGAAGGUAGAGCAGAAGCUAUUGGAAAGCGAACAGUAAUGCCUUCAUCGUUUAUUGGAGGUCCACGUGACAUGAGGCGUCGAUACAUGGAUGCCAUGGCUCUGGUACGGAGGUUUGGUAAACCAGACAUCUUCCUCACUAUGACUUGUAACCCGAACUGGGAUGAGAUCAAGCGUGAACUCUACCCUGGCCAGACACCACAAGAUCGUCCAGAUCUUGUUGUUCGGGUCUUUAGAGCAAAACUACAAGAGCUAAAGGAUAGACUACUAAAAAAGGAUAUCCUUGGAAAGGUGCGGGCACAUGUUUAUGUUGUGGAGUUCCAGAAAAGAGGUUUGCCGCAUGCACAUUUUUUACUAAUCAUGGAUAGGAAGUAUAAGAUCACGUGCCCGGAGCAGUAUGAUCGCCUCAUCUCAGCUGAGCUCCCAAAUAAGAAGAAGUACCCAGUCUUGUAUAAGAUGGUUACCAAACAUAUGAUGCAUGGCCCUUGCGGAGUGCUUAAUCACAAUUGUCCAUGCACAAAGGGGCGUGAUUCUUGCAAGAACCGAUAUCCUAGACCUUUCUGUGAUGUCACAGUACAAGGCAAGGACUCAUAUCCAGUUUAUAGACGACGUGAAGAUGGCCGAAAAGAAAAAGUUCGUGGACACGAGCUUGACAAUAGAUGGGUCGUGCCUUACAACCCAUAUCUCCUUCGUCUGUUCAACUGCCACAUCAAUGUUGAGGCAUGUGGGAGCAUCAAGGCAGUCAAGUAUCUGUUUAAUUACAUUUACAAGGGUCAUGAUCGAGCGUCCGUGGCUAUAAAAGAAGCUGACAAGGAGGAUAGUGAAGCUAACGUUGAUGAGAUCAAGCAGUAUAGAGAUGCUAGAUGGCUACAUCUUCCAGACAUGCACAUGGUGUCAUUUCACCGACGCCAGGGGAUUCGACGAGUGCUUGAUCGUCCAGGUGCUGACAAGUCAAUGCUUACAGCAUACUUUGAGAAGAAUAGAACAGAUGAAACAGCUCGAGGUGUAUUGUAUCGGGAUUUCCCCGAGUUCUAUACAUGGCUCUUUGCAACAAUAUUGGUAUUUUGUGAGCCCAGUGAUGUGUUUGGACUAUGGGAGAAACAUAAGGAGGCAAUGUCAGAGGACUAUAAGCGCAAUAAUCAAUCCACCUUCAUGGUAGAGCAGAAGGUCCUCAAAGAUAUUCAAAAAUCGCUACAAUCAAUGCAGAAAGAUAUUAAGAUAUACCCACUUCCUGAUAUCGACAACACAUAUGACGCCUCUUGUGAUAUUCCCAGAGAGAUUUUUGAGGAGGCUAGCAUUGAGGCUAACGAGGAUGAUGUGGCUCUCUCAGACACCCUUAAUGAGGAGCAGCGAGCAGCAUACAAUGAGAUUAUGUCCUCGGUUGAUACUGAGGAUGGGGGUCUCUUCUUUGUGGAUGGUCCUGGAGGAACCGGAAAGACUUAUUUGUACAGAGCACUUCUAGCUACUGUACGCAGUCAGAAAAAGAUUGCUGUGGCAACAGCUACAUCUGGUGCCGCAGCCUCAAUAAUGCCUGGUGGUAGAACCGCCCACUCACGCUUCAAGAUUCCCCUCACCAUUGAUAAUGGGGCCUUUUGCACCUUCACAAAACAACAAAGUGGUACUGCCAAGCUGCUUUGA
Molecule: messenger RNA, 3063 nt
Organism: Sorghum bicolor (sorghum)
Lineage: Eukaryota; Viridiplantae; Streptophyta; Magnoliopsida; Poales; Poaceae
Exons: 7
Coding region: 1-3063 (1020 amino acids)
Biological process (GO): telomere maintenance; DNA repair
Molecular function (GO): DNA helicase activity
Source: RefSeq, a predicted model, not a curated record